This is a messenger RNA of Haliotis rubra (blacklip abalone), 4100 nucleotides long. Its product is annotated as interferon-induced protein 44-like. The record is from RefSeq and is a predicted model, not a curated record. The transcript has 7 exons. NCBI's taxonomy places the organism in Eukaryota, Metazoa, Mollusca, Gastropoda, Lepetellida, Haliotidae. The coding region runs from base 117 to 1484 and encodes 455 amino acids.
CGACAACUCUGCACAGUGAGGUAAGUACGAGAGGAUCAGUCAGACAGGUAGUCAGUGUGAGAUUUAGUGGAUGUGUCGGAGUGAGUGAACAAGACUGUGGAACUAUUGUAACAAUCAUGGAACGAACUUUGACGAAGAAGGAUCAGAAACAACUGAACAGAUGGUUAAACGCAAGGAAGGACUUUGAACUGCUGUACAAGGCCACCCGAGAUGGUUGUUCCAACACCGCCUUCCACCAGAAGUGUGACAACAAGGGGCCUACAGUCACAGUCUUCUAUAACACGUCGGACUGCGUGUUUGGUGGCUACACCUCGGUCAGCUGGGACUCUGCUGGUGCCUACAAGGUCGACCCGACAGCAUUCCUGUUCCGUUUGUACUUCAAAGGUUCCAGCAGCCCUAAACAAUACCCAGCAACAAACGGCACCAAUGCAAUUUACGGAAAUGCUAGCUAUGGCCCUACUUUUGGGACUGGUCAUGACAUUUACAGUUUCAAUGCGACUGUGGCCUUGAGCGGUGCAUCCUUCCCACUCAAUGGUUCUUUGGCUCCUGGGAACAGCUACGCCAUGGCGGGAGACAAUGCCGCAUCACUGGCCUGUUCCAGUCUCAACUGCUACGAUGUGGAAGUCUACAGUGUGAAAGAUGGAAGCAUUCUCAACGACGACCCAUGGAGACAACUGACAGAAUCUAAAUCAAAGGUUCUGAAAUCCGAGAUCGAAACAUAUUCACCCAUCGAUGGGGUGAAGGUAGGACGAGUCAACAUUCUACUGGUGGGGGCGGUAGGAGCCGGUAAGUCCAGCUACUUCAACACCAUGAACUCAAUCUUCAGAGGUCACGUGACUAGUCAAGCCUGUAGCGGAAGUGCCGAACACAGUCUUACGACGAAUUAUCGGAAGUACAAAGUCCGGUCCUCCGAGACGGGUAAACCACUUAAGUUCCGACUGUGUGACACACGAGGCCUAGAGGAAGAGCAAGGCCUGGACGCGACUGACAUGGUAGCCAUAUUGGAUGGCCACCUUCCUGACAAAUAUAUGUUUAACCCAGCUGUGUCAAUUUCGCUUGACACCCCAGGUUACAAUACGGCCCCUGUAACACAAGACAAGAUACACUGUGUGGCAUUCGUCAUGGAUGGCUGUUCCGUGGACGUUUUCUCGGACAAAAUUCUGCAGAAUAUGAAAGCAGUACAGCAGAAAGCAAACCAGAGAGGUAUACCACAAGUGGCCAUCUUGACCAAGGUGGAUAAGGCCUGUCCACAUGUUGAAGAGGAUCCGGGGACCCUGUUCUACAGCUCUGCAGUCAGUGAACUGGUGGAACAAGUGUCCCAACUCAUUGGUCUGCCCCGUGCCCACGUUCUGCCCGUGAAGAACUACGAGAAGGAAAUGGAGCUGGUGGAUAACGUGGAUGUUCCUGCUCUGAUCAGCCUCCGUCAGAUGCUAAGAUUCGCCGAUGACUAUCUCUACAACUUCCUGGAUGAGGAGGAAGAUUAGAAAGGGAACCAUACUGAUGCCAAUGAUCAACGCAGAUGUUCUGUACCUUUUCGUUGUAUAUGUUUUGGGUUCCUCAUUUUGUUCAUGGUUUCAAAAUAGCCUGUUUGAAAGGUGGUAGGCGUUUUCCGAUCAGACUGUUAAGAAAAUAUGAGAUAUUAUACCUUUUGCAUUUACACAUUACUCAUUUACUACAACAUUCAAAUUGUAAUCUUUGAUAAACAUAUGCAUAAAUUGUUGAUUUCAAUAAUUUUGACAUGCUUAGAAUCAUAUAAAACACGCUUAUGGAAGACAAUAAUCGUCAAACCUAAUCAUAAAUGAUAAAUCGUUCCUCUCCCCAAUAUAUAUCUAUAGUUAAAAAUGUUAAACGGCAUCGUAUCAGGUCAAGUCAAAACGAUAACAGAGAAGUAACUUUAUUCAGUAUAACAGUUGAGAACACAUUUUAAAGGCACUAUAUUUCACACCACACUUUUCUAAAAAUAUAUAAUCCAUUUCUCUCAGUAAUACUAACUAUCAGCCCCCGAGAAAGCUAGUAUAUAGUAUAUUCCAAAACAAAUUACGUAUUUAGAUUACAGUGUUAAAUUAAAACGUUCGAAUGAAUAAAUGCAACUUUGCAUUAAAUCGACUCUUGCGCCCUCUACCGGCCGGACAUUAUUUCAAGCGAACCCCAUAGAGUGAAAAAAAGAAGCGUUUUAUUUGUCAAGUCUGAAUCUCUUCCGUUGACGGACACAUUCAGCGAUUGGUUUGACAUGCUUGUACAUGAUCUGUGUGCGUUGUGGACAAGCGUGUUUUUGCGUCUAUAAACACAUUUUAUAUCCAUACAUGUGUCUCGAGCACUUAUACGUUCCUUUGGCAGAAACACUGUUUGCAAAUAUUUGAAACAUUUCCAUCUAUAUACAUAGCUAAAACAUUACUAAUAUGAUGUAAACUGUGGACGCAUUCACUGAUAGUAAAGUUCGUUAUUCAUCAUAUUGAACACUGAACGUGACCGAAAAACAUUGUGAAAGAAGACAAGCUGCAACUCCCUUUAUUUACUUUCCGUAUCUUAUAAGGUUACUCCAAUAUUUGUCAUAUCCAAGCUAACUAUUUUUUCGUUUGAAAACAUCCUAUGUAUGCAUCUUUCUCUUUUUAUAUUUUAUAAUUUAAAUGUGUUUUUAUUCCUUUUAUACAGUCAAUUCAUUUUUAACAAAUACCUUUACAAUGUAUGUAUAUUUAAUUAUCUUAUGUAUCACACCACACUUCUAUAACGGUAAAGUUCGUUAUUCAUCAUAUUGAACACUGAACGUAAACGAAAAAGAUUGUGAAAGAAGAACUCUGUUUUUUUACCUUCCUCAUCUCAUAAGGUCUACCCCAAUAUUUCUUAUAUCCUAGCUAACUAUUUUAUCGUUUGGUGACAUUCUAUGUAUGCAUCUUUAUGGUAUAUUUCCCUUUUAUAUUUUACAUUUUAAAUGUGUCUUAUGUCAUUUCGUUCUAUAUUGUCUAUCAUAACCCAUUUUUUGUGUGGCUUGCUGUACUUUUAAGUAACUUCUAUGUUUGUAUUUUAUAUUAAUUGGUGAGAGGUGAAUAAAAAAAUCUGUCUGUCUGCCUGUCUGUCUCUACGAUCGGGAAGGAUGGGGGUAAGAGGCUAGGGAGGGGGAUGUGGGAGGAACACACUGAGUUCAUAGACAUACUUCCAAUAACGAUGAGAAGUUUGCUAACGAUGAUGGGUGGUAAAUAUGCAAUGAUCAGAUGAAAAUGGAGAAUCCACGAAAUGUAUCAUAAACUAAUGUACGACAGUUGCCAACCUGUUACACACAGGAUAUUCAGGAGAAAUUCACCUCUCUUCUCGCGAUCGGGUGGUCAGGCUCGCUAACUUGGCUGACACAUGUCAUCAGUUCCCAAUUGCGCAGAUCGGUGAUCAUGCUGUUGAUGACUGGAUUGUCUGGUCCAGACUCAAUUAUUUACAAACCACCGCCUUAUAGCUGGAAUAUUGCUGAGUGCGGCGUAAAACUAAACUCACUCACUAUCCUCUCCUCUACUGGCAGAUUUGAAGAAUUGUUUAUAUUUCGUGGAAUCGUUGAUCCAUCGAACUGAGCAACCGAUCAAUUGGUUGCAAGACACGCAUGAGGGGAAUGAACUUUUUGGCAGAAUGAUACCUCAUUAUCAUUCCGUUUCAUUUUUAUGCUUUAAUAAUGAUAUUGGUUUGUUUGUGGUUUGCUAUGAAAUAUGGUUGGAAUGGGUAUUGAUGUUUGGCUCCAGAGGGGACUACAGUAUACGUACUUGUACUCAUAAAGUUCAGACAUCUCUACCUGUGGUUCGACUAUGACUGUCGAAUUUUUGGUGCAAAACGGAUGUGUAUGAUUUAAAUUGGAACGUGUUCCGACAAAUUAGCUAAACAUGACAUUGUUUUCAAUCUAACACAAAUAUAGAGAUGCUGAGCAUAACUGAUAAGAUGUUUUGGAUGGACACUUUUAUUCGAAAGUGGCGUUUUUUCGUUUGGCUUUUACCUGCCGUAUAUCUAUGACCCUUAGAGUGAUAUGAUUUUGAAUAGACCAUUAAGCUUCGGCAUUUUCCAUAUAUGGUCAGUGAGCGAGUGGGUUUAGUUUUACGCCACAAUCAACAAUAUUCCAGCAGUCUGUA